This is a messenger RNA of Aspergillus novofumigatus IBT 16806, 606 nucleotides long. RefSeq lists its product as uncharacterized. Bases 1 to 606 code for a protein of 201 amino acids. The transcript is spliced from 5 exons. NCBI's taxonomy places the organism in Eukaryota, Fungi, Ascomycota, Eurotiomycetes, Eurotiales, Aspergillaceae. The record is from RefSeq and is a predicted model, not a curated record.
AUGGCUUCCUACACCCACGGAUUUAAUACUUUCGGCGGGGACAUGGCCCGGUUUCUUCAAGCUUCUGCUUCCAAUGGCCACCAACCGAACGGAACUGGACAAUUUGGCGGUAACACCAACCGCAAUGGACAUGGUCGCAUGAGUCGCAACCAAAAUUCCCCUCGUGGGAACAGACGGCGAGGAGGAAACGCUGGCGGUCAGCGACCCAACCAGCAGCCUCGUCGUUCUCCUAAUACUCCGAAUCCGAAUGGGGCGAACACCCGCAAGCGUGGGAACAACUCCGGACGGCAGGGCAAUGUGCCCAACAACAGACAGCCUUGGCAAAACGCCGCGCCUAGACACCCGGGCAACAACAACAACAACCAGCGUCGUGCACAGCAGCUUCGUACUGCUUUCACACGCACCCGGGAUGGUGACGUUGUGAUGAGGGACGCAUUUGUUGCACCCAUCACGGCCCCGGCUGAAGAAGAUAGAGACGUGGUCAUGACAGACGCCCCUCCCCUCGGCGAAGAGGCCACAGCCAUGUUGAACCUCGCUGUGAACGACGAGGCUCAGGGGAGCACCACCACCGGCGUCCAGGUGGUUGGUGCCCCCUUCUGCUUCUAA